Tilletiopsis washingtonensis is the source of this 300-nucleotide messenger RNA. RefSeq lists its product as hypothetical. The transcript is spliced from 3 exons. NCBI's taxonomy places the organism in Eukaryota, Fungi, Basidiomycota, Exobasidiomycetes, Entylomatales. The coding region runs from base 1 to 300 and encodes 99 amino acids. The record is from RefSeq and is a predicted model, not a curated record.
AUGAGUGCCCCACCCUCUCUCGGCCGCGCGCUCAUCAGCGGCGGCGCCGUCAUCGCCCUUGGCUACGGCAUCAUGAAGGUGACGACGCCGUCGGACGAGCAGUUCUACAACAAGCUCUCGCCCGAGCUCAAGAAGAAGGUCGAUGCGCAGCGCGAUGCCACGCGCCGCAAGGCCGCCUACGCCGAGCAGAUUGCGCGCGCACGGACGCAGGACGACUCGCAGGCGGUGUGGUCAGAAGGCCUGCGCGCCAAGGAUUCGGCGCCGCCGCCGGCGAUGAACACGCCGGCCGGCUCGCGGUAG